AUGGGAGAGGCAGACGUAACUCCGACACAGGCAGACGAGAAGCCUCCGGACGCCGCCUUGGUACCUGGCGAAGAGUCUGUGGUGUGGAGUCACGAAGUGGAGGUCUGCCUCUUCCACGCCAUGAUAGGACACAAGCCUGUCGGAGUGAACCGGCACUUUCACAUGAUCUGCAUCCGAGACAAGUUUAGUCAAAAUAUCGGCCGUCAGAUCUCCUCUUCGGUCAUCUGGGAUCAUCUAGGAAGCAUGUAUGACAUGCAAGCACUGCAUGAGUCGGAGAUCUUACCUUUUCCCAACUCGGAGAAGAGUUUCUUUCUGCCUGAUGACAUCAUCCAGGAAGUGAAGGAAGGCAAGCUGUGCUCCGAGGAGGAUCCAAAGGAGGAACCAGAGCUAGAGCCCCCCUCAAUGCAUGAAGAAGGAAGUAACUCCUCGCUUAAGAUGUCAGAGCGGACAAACGCAGGACGUGAUAAGGAGAAGGGCGGGGUCGAGGGUGUGGCCCCAGGAGGAGCAGGUGGUGGCGCGAAGGAAGCAGAGAAGAGGAAGAGGAGUCGCGCCACGGAGAAACUCCUGUCGUCUUCCAACCCUUCCAGUCCCGGAGGAGCCAAGAGAAGACGCACAUGA
Molecule: messenger RNA, 618 nt
Organism: Nerophis lumbriciformis (worm pipefish)
Lineage: Eukaryota; Metazoa; Chordata; Actinopteri; Syngnathiformes; Syngnathidae
Source: RefSeq, a predicted model, not a curated record